UUCAUGCAGCCCGUCGACGUUGCUCGCUCUCUGAGCGCGCAAUGGCCAUGUCGGGAUGUCCAGGCGCGACAACUUGCCAGUCUGCUUCAUCCACAACUGCCAAAUCCAUCGACUGUAGUUGUCCAUGGUGUCUCCGCGACCUGCAAAUCGACAAUUGUCCGGGGUGUUCUUGCUGCCCUUGAAGCACCGCAUGCUGUUGUUCGAAGCACCGAAUGCAUUACCGGCCGGCAUCUGCUGACGAAGAUCCUUUGGAAUACACUGGAGGCAUUUGGCCAGAAAGACGAGUGGGAAAAGUUCGGCAAGGGUCGAUGCGAGCACGUUAGUACUCUGGUUGUUCUCCUGGAGGAAUGUCUGGCCGCGAGACCUGCAGAGAAACAAGGAAAUUUUGUCUUGGUGUUGGAUGAGAUUGAUAGGCAAAGAGAGGCGCCGCCAACCCUGCUUUCGGCGCUGGCUCGACUUGGAGAAAUUAUUCCAUCGCUUUGUGUCGUGCUAGUCCUGAGCUCGACCCCACGACCACUAUUCCUCCAGAAUGCAUCUGUUCCCCAUGUGAGCUUCCCGCCAUACACUCGUAAAGAGAUGAUUGAUAUCUUGAUGGCUUCCCCCGCGCCCACGAUUGAAGGUCUGCCUGAGGAUAUCAUCUCUCGUGUAUACCCACACUUUGUUUCGACAAUUUAUGAUACAUUGGUUGGACCGACAGCUGGCUCGGUCCAGAACUUCCGAUCUAUUUGCGAGAGGCUAUGGCCCCAAUUCGUGGCUCCGGUGGUGCAGGGCGAAGUACCCCCUGGCAAUGCCGAGUGGGACUUUGCGCGACUUCUGGUUAAGAAAAGGGCACUUUUCAGACACCAAGGCGAAUCAGCCCUUGUUCAUCGCAUCGUGCCCGAGGACACUUCUGCCCUGAGCACGACAUCUCGGAAGCCCUUGUCGACCGGCGUUCCCCGUUCAGGACUGCCCUCCUUGCCAUACUUCUCGACUUUAAUCUUAACAUCGGCAUACGUCGCAUCACAUACCCCACAACGCCUGGACACGAUCUUCUUCUCCAAAUUUUCCUCCUCUUCGCUAUCUGCCCGUAACAAGCGUGCCCACCACCGCCGCCGUCUCAAGGUCCUUUCCCAAGCCCAAGCGGAAGAAAUCAGACAAGCCGCCAACGACGACCCUUCAACUCCAAACAAGAAGGGUAAACGGACCAAGACCCGUAUCACAAAAUCUACCCUCUCCUCCGCCUUUGCUACCUCUUCAGCCACCACCUCUGCCAUGGGAGGUGGCUCCGGUAUAACAGGCCCAUCUACAAUUCUCACAGCGCGCCCAUUCCCACUCGAGCGUCUCCUAGCUAUCUACCACGCCAUCGACCCCAAUCCCCCCGAGAACCCAAUCCGUACAGGCGCAGUUGCCGAUCACAUCUACGCCGAACUGGCCACACUCCGCCGCCUGCGUUUGGUUGUCCCAGCCUCGGGCCACCACGGUGGGCUUGGUACUACAGCAAGUGGAAACACCAGUGCAGAUGCAGGAGAGAAAUGGUGUGUCAAUGUUUCUGGAGAUUGGAUAGGCGAGUUGGCCAAGGGUAUUGGCGUUGAAGUCGGGGAGUGGCUAGCUGGUGGUCUGGAUUAA
Molecule: messenger RNA, 1605 nt
Organism: Penicillium longicatenatum
Lineage: Eukaryota; Fungi; Ascomycota; Eurotiomycetes; Eurotiales; Aspergillaceae
Product: origin of replication complex subunit 5 family protein
Exons: 3
Biological process (GO): DNA replication initiation; DNA replication
Cellular component (GO): nuclear origin of replication recognition complex; nucleus
Molecular function (GO): DNA replication origin binding
Source: RefSeq, a predicted model, not a curated record